AUGUUUCCAAACCCUAUUCUCCAGCAGAUAUUUGCUUAUUUGCCUUUGCCUGAUAGAUUGAGAGCAUCGAGAGUAUCUCGCAGAUGGUAUUAUAAUUGCAACGACCCUCAUUUGUAUCAGGAUGUUGUUUUGAAGGAUCUUGAGUUCAAUACACUCUUGCUGGCCAUGCAGCGUAUUGUUCAGAUCGGCCCUCGUAUUAGAAGCAUCACCAUCGAAGGCUGUUUCUCUGAAUUUAUUCAAAACACAGUGGUGCCUGUUCAAUUCUCAAAUCAGCCUCCCAACAGACCAUUGUUGUUUUCGCACAUUAGAGCCCUUCAGCCUGCUCGCAGACGGCAAGAAUACUUGAAAAAUGGAUUCGAGCUGCACAACCACUUCUCUGACCUCUUUUCGCAACUCAUGGAACUAGGUCUUGCAACUCUUCACACCAUCAAAAUCCUCAACUGCGACUUAGAUUUUGAGAUGACUGAGCUCUUUUGCGCUAUUGCAUGCAAUGCCAACUCGCUCAGCACAUUCCAUUAUGUCAACAAUGGUGAUAAAGGUCUUCAUUCAUCUGGUUUGUUGCAAGCUAUUGUUUCUGGUAGUCCCAAGAUGCGCCAUUUCCGUGGUUUACAUGCUGGCAUGAACGACGCUGUGCUAAUGACAAUGGCAAGACAUUGGCCUCUAUUGGAAUCAUUGACUCUCUGCAGCAUCAAAUCAAAAGAUGUGCUUGAACUGACUGGUCUCAUCAGCGAAGAUGGGCAUGAGCUUCGAGGUGCUUCUCCCACAGGUACAAUUUCAAGUCGCGCAUUCUGGGAACUACUCUGCAAAUGCAAGAAUCUACGAACACUGGAAGUACAUGAUUUGGCUUGUAUCACAAAUAGAGAUCUGGCCCUCUACAAUUCAUUGCGCGAUGCUUUACACGACCAACAGUCGAAAUCUGCUAGAGAAAGCAACAAGCGUCGUUUCAGACCUUAUGAUACCCCUUCCCUAAAGCACUCUUACCAUCACCAUCAUUACAAAAAAAGACACCAUCAACACCAUCAGCAGCAACAACACUUAGAUACCUCUCAACUUGAUCUUCCUGGCUCCUCCCUGCGAAACCUUAGAGUGACAAAGUUCAUUACAACGCCAUUAUCCACUCCUGGAUUUCACGACAUUGCAAAGCUGUUUCCAAACUUGAGCCGCUUCGAAUAUGCUACCAAUUUCUAUACGUUCAACAACCAAUUCGAAGGCGUUACACCUGAAAUGUACGAAGCUGAAAGAGCUGCUGUUGCUGGUUUCAUGGCCACUCAAAAAUCGUUAGUAUAUGAUGGUCAGUGGAAUGAGCCCAUCACUACAGAGCAGCGCCUCAUGGCUGGCAUGACCACCAGAUCAAACGAACAAUAA
Mucor velutinosus is the source of this 1365-nucleotide messenger RNA. RefSeq lists its product as uncharacterized. The record is from RefSeq and is a predicted model, not a curated record. Gene Ontology annotation, molecular function: protein binding. Gene Ontology annotation, biological process: SCF-dependent proteasomal ubiquitin-dependent protein catabolic process. Gene Ontology annotation, cellular component: SCF ubiquitin ligase complex. Lineage: Eukaryota; Fungi; Mucoromycota; Mucoromycetes; Mucorales; Mucoraceae. Bases 1 to 1365 code for a protein of 454 amino acids. The transcript is spliced from 2 exons.